AAUGUCCGCCACGAUAGCACAUACAGAUGGCCUCAACAGCAAUGCCAACAUCAUCUCACCAAUCAACAUGUUCUACUUCCUGCUCGGCCCUGCCCUACUGUUAUGGUUCUUCUAUUGGCGGCUAUCCCGCCGCCACAUGCUAGAGCUAGCGGAAAAGAUACCUGGACCGAAAGGACUCCCGCUGUUAGGCAACGCACUUGAUCUGGUUGGCAGUUCGCACUCCGUGUUCCGUACAAUUAUCGAGAAGGGCAAGGACUAUAACGAGGUGAUCAAAAUUUGGAUCGGCCCGAAGCUAAUCGUCUUUCUCGUGGAUCCGCGCGAUGUAGAACUGCUGCUCAGCAGCCAUGUGUACAUUGACAAAUCGCCCGAAUACCGCUUCUUCAAGCCCUGGCUGGGUAACGGACUACUCAUCAGCACCGGACACAAAUGGCGUCAGCAUCGCAAGCUAAUUGCACCGACUUUCCAUCUGAACGUGCUGAAGAGUUUCAUUGAUCUGUUUAACGAAAAUUCCCGUCUCGUGGUGAAGAAGAUGCUCAAAGAGAACGGCAAAGCGUUCGACUGUCACGACUACAUGAGCGAAUGUACGGUAGAAAUUCUUUUGGAAACUGCCAUGGGAGUAUCGAAGAAGACGCAAGAUCAGUCUGGCUACGACUACGCCAUGGCGGUGAUGAAGAUGUGCGACAUCCUUCACCUGCGUCAUCGCAAAAUGUGGCUCUACCCGGACCUAUUCUUCAACCUGACACAGUACGCCAAGAAGCAGGUGAAGCUACUCGACACCAUUCACAGCCUAACGAAAAAAGUAAUUCGCAACAAGAAGGCCGCGUUCGACAAGGGUACCCGUGGUUCGCUCGCGACCACGUCCAUCAACACGUCCGAAAUUGAGAAGCCCAAGAGCGACGCCAGCAAAACGAGCACCGUGGAGGGUCUGUCCUUUGGUCAGUCCGCUAAUCUGAAGGAUGAUCUGGACGUGGAAGAGAAUGAUGUGGGCGAGAAGAAGCGUCUCGCGUUCCUGGACCUGUUGCUCGAGAGUGCCGAAAAUGGUGCGCUCAUCUCGGACGAGGAGAUUAAGAACCAGGUCGACACGAUUAUGUUCGAGGGCCAUGACACAACGGCAGCGGGCAGCAGCUUCUUCCUGUCGAUGAUGGGCGUCCAUCAGCACAUCCAGGACAAGGUGAUCCAGGAGCUGGACGACAUUUUCGGCGAUUCGGACCGUCCGGCCACGUUCCAGGACACGCUCGAGAUGAAGUACCUUGAACGGUGCCUCAUGGAGACGCUGCGCAUGUAUCCACCGGUACCGAUUAUUGCUCGAUCGCUCAAGCAGGAUCUGAAGCUGGCGUCGAGUGAUCUGGUCGUGCCGGCGGGCGCUACCAUCACGGUCGCUACCUUCAAGCUGCACCGAUUGGAAUCGAUCUACCCGAACCCGGACGUCUUCGACCCGGACAACUUCCUACCUGAAAAGCAGGCCAACCGCCAUUACUACGCGUUCGUACCAUUCUCGGCAGGACCAAGGAGUUGUGUUGGGCGCAAGUACGCAAUGUUGAAACUCAAAAUCAUUCUCUCCACGAUCCUCCGCAACUUCCGCGUACACUCCGACCUGAAGGAGGAAGAUUUCAAACUACAGGCCGAUAUCAUCCUGAAGCGGGAGGAAGGCUUCCAGAUCCGUCUGGAGCCGCGCCAGCGCAAGGCAAAGGCGAUGUAAGGA
Messenger RNA from Anopheles maculipalpis, 1702 nucleotides. It is a transcript of the gene Cyp4g15, whose product is annotated as cytochrome P450 4g15. NCBI's taxonomy places the organism in Eukaryota, Metazoa, Arthropoda, Insecta, Diptera, Culicidae. The record is from RefSeq and is a predicted model, not a curated record. The transcript is spliced from 5 exons. Bases 2 to 1699 code for a protein of 565 amino acids. Gene Ontology annotation, molecular function: heme binding; iron ion binding; oxidoreductase activity, acting on paired donors, with incorporation or reduction of molecular oxygen.